This is a messenger RNA of Dromiciops gliroides (monito del monte), 2483 nucleotides long. It is a transcript of the gene YARS1, whose product is annotated as tyrosyl-tRNA synthetase 1. Gene Ontology annotation, molecular function: ATP binding; tyrosine-tRNA ligase activity; tRNA binding. The record is from RefSeq and is a predicted model, not a curated record. NCBI's taxonomy places the organism in Eukaryota, Metazoa, Chordata, Mammalia, Microbiotheria, Microbiotheriidae. The transcript is spliced from 13 exons. Gene Ontology annotation, biological process: tyrosyl-tRNA aminoacylation. Bases 152 to 1738 code for a protein of 528 amino acids.
GAUGCAACUUGGCGAAGACUCCACGUGACUAUUUCUAAGACUCGCGGUUCCGGCGCCGGCUUCGGUUGGGGAAGGGGCACAAGCUAAGGCCGGAGGCAGGGCGCGCUGACGGGAAUCUCUUUUCUGCACCUAGCCCUUAGAGGACUCCAUCAUGGGGGACGCACCGAGCCCGGAGGAGAAACUACAUCUCAUCACCCGCAACCUACAGGAGGUCCUUGGUGAAGAAAAACUGAAGGAGAUCCUGAAGGAGAGGGAAUUGAAAGUUUACUGGGGGACUGCAACCACAGGCAAACCACAUGUGGCCUACUUUGUGCCAAUGUCAAAGAUCGCUGACUUCCUGAAAGCUGGAUGUGAGGUGACAAUCCUCUUUGCUGAUCUUCAUGCAUACCUGGACAAUAUGAAGGCUCCCUGGGAGCUCCUGGAGCUGCGUACCUCCUACUAUGAAAAUGUGAUCAAGGCCAUGCUGGAGAGUAUCGGAGUUUCCCUAGAGAAGCUAAAAUUUGUCAAAGGCACUGAUUACCAGCUCAGCAAAGAGUACACACUGGAUGUUUAUAGACUCUCCUCGAUGGUCACUCAGCACGAUGCAAAGAAAGCUGGGGCUGAAGUAGUGAAACAGGUGGAACACCCGUUGUUGAGUGGUCUGCUCUACCCAGGACUGCAGGCCUUAGAUGAGGAAUAUCUGAAAGUAGAUGCCCAGUUUGGAGGAGUUGACCAAAGGAAGAUUUUUACCUUCGCAGAAAAGUACCUCCCAACACUGGGCUACUCAAAGAGGAUCCAUCUGAUGAACCCUAUGGUCCCAGGAUUGACGGGCAGCAAAAUGAGCUCUUCAGAAGAGGAGUCCAAGAUUGAUCUUCUGGAUCGGAAGGAGGAUGUGAAAAAGAAACUGAAAAAAGCCUUCUGUGAGCCAGGGAAUGUGGAGAACAAUGGUGUCCUGGCCUUCAUCAGACACGUGCUUUUCCCCCUCAAGUCAGAGUUUGUGAUCCUUCGAGACGAGAAGUGGGGCGGCAAUAAGACCUACACGGCUUACUCAGAGCUGGAGAAGGACUUCGCGGACCAGGUGGUACAUCCUGGAGAUCUGAAGAAUUCCGUUGAGGUGGCCUUGAACAAAUUACUGGAUCCCAUUCGGGAAAAGUUCAAUGCUCCUGCAUUGAAGAAACUGGCCAGUGCAGCUUACCCUGACCCCACAAAACAAAAGCCAGUGGCCAAAGGCAGUGCCAAGAACUCAGAGCCAGAGGAGGUUGUCCCAUCCCGGCUGGACAUCCGUGUGGGGAAAGUGGUCAGCGUCGAGAAGCACCCUGAUGCAGACAGUCUGUACCUGGAGAAGAUUGAUGUUGGGGAGCCUGAGCCACGGACGGUGGUGAGCGGUCUGGUCCAGUUUGUUCCCAAGGAGGAACUACAGGACAGACUUGUGGUGGUCCUGUGCAACUUGAAACCCCAGAAAAUGAGAGGAGUGGAGUCACAAGGGAUGCUCCUCUGUGCCUCCACGGAAGGAGCCGACCGCCAGGUGGAGCUCCUGGACCCUCCUUCCGGCUCAGCCCCCGGGGAGCGUGUGUUUGUGGAGGGCUAUGAGAAGGGCCAGCCUGACGAUGAGCUCAAGCCCAAGAAGAAAGUCUUUGAGAAACUGCAGGCUGACUUUAAAAUCUCUUCGGAGUGCAUUGCACAGUGGAAGCAAACCAACUUCAUGACCAAGCUGGGCUGUGUCUCUUGUAAAACACUUAAGGGAGGGAGCAUCAGCUAACUGCAGGGUUGUCGCCCUCUGCCCUCCCGCCUCUCUCACAAGCUGCUCUCCUCCUUGGCUUGCCUCCCCAUCUCUGACCCACCAUCCAUCAAGGAGACUCAUCUUCCAGGUGCUGUCGACGGCAGAGUUGAGACUCCAAAUUCCAGAUAUCCAGUGCUAGAUCCGUGCCCCUUGAGCAGAUCUGGAGACCUUGGGCUUGGGGCUGGCUGCUGCGGGAGCCCGGCCUUCCACACCUUUGCUACAGACUAGGGAACACUGAGUGAGGGAGGCCAGCAGAGGCAGCUGUUUUAGGAACUCUUUCCCCCAAAAUCCGGUUUCAGUGUAAUGGGGGGGGGGUUAUGCUGUAAUUGUUCAAAUUGAAAACGAUCUGUUUCUGGGCUUUCCAGGGGGAUCCAGCAGCUGUGCUCCAGGGGCUGGGCCUCAGGCUGGAGCUCAGUGCCAGCAAUAGGAUAAUUACAGCUUUUCAGUAAGUGGUGGGGUUUGGGAAGGCAAAUAUUUACAAGGAAAGGAAUGAUGGCUCAAUGUUCCAGCCCCCCAAAAGAAGGAAAGCCAAGAACCUGGCUUGGUCUUACCAUCUGCCUGACCCCUCACUGGCUUCCCACUGAGACUCCCUUAGUGAUGCCAGGGAAUCCCACACCCCCUAAACCAGGUGUGGGUAUCGUUAGCAUCACACUGUAUGGGGGGAGGGGGAGAAGUGACUUCACCUGAAUCAUGGUCAUAAAUCAAAAUAAAGUGUUUGAAAGUG